Solanum tuberosum (potato) is the source of this 2989-nucleotide messenger RNA. Its product is annotated as general negative regulator of transcription subunit 3. The transcript is spliced from 17 exons. Bases 199 to 2763 code for a protein of 854 amino acids. Gene Ontology annotation, biological process: regulation of DNA-templated transcription. The record is from RefSeq and is a predicted model, not a curated record. Lineage: Eukaryota; Viridiplantae; Streptophyta; Magnoliopsida; Solanales; Solanaceae. Gene Ontology annotation, cellular component: nucleus; CCR4-NOT core complex.
AUUUAAAAUGAGAAAUAUAUAAGUGAAAAAAGGAAUUUUAUUUCUGCAAUGAGCAUGAAUCCCCAAAUCUAAAGCCCUAAAAACCAAAAACGAGAUAUAACUAAUCGAAUUACUUUACUCAUCUCUAGUGUUUGAUUAAACGAAAACCCUACUGGGUUUUAUCUGAUCAAUCAUCGGUGUCUUCUUCACUGAGUUGCAAUGGGAGCGAGUCGAAAGCUACAGGGUGAAAUAGAUCGAGUUCUGAAGAAAGUUCAGGAAGGCGUUGAUGUCUUCGAUAGCAUAUGGAACAAGGUUUAUGAUACGGAUAAUGCCAACCAGAAGGAAAAAUUUGAAGCGGAUUUGAAAAAGGAGAUAAAAAAGCUUCAGAGGUAUAGAGACCAAAUCAAAACAUGGAUUCAAUCGAGCGAAAUCAAAGAUAAAAAGGUAAGUGCGUCAUAUGAGCAAGCAUUGAUGGAUGCUCGUAAGCUUAUUGAGCGUGAAAUGGAACGAUUCAAAAUCUGUGAGAAAGAAACUAAGACCAAAGCAUUUUCAAAAGAAGGCUUGGGCCAACAGCCUAAGACGGAUCCAAAGGAGAAGGCUAAGUCAGAGACAAGAGAUUGGUUGAAUAAUGUGGUUGGGGAGCUUGAAAGUCAAAUUGACAAUUUCGAGGCUGAAUUGGAAGGACUCUCAGUUAAAAAAGGGAAGCAGAGGCCCCCAAGAUUGGUACAUUUGGAAACAUCCAUUACUCGGCACAAGGCUCAUAUAAUGAAGUUAGAGUUAAUUUUAAGAUUACUGGAUAAUGAUGAAUUGAGUCCUGAGCAAGUUAACGAUGUCAAGGAUUUCCUCGACGAUUACGUGGAAAGAAAUCAGGAGGAUUUUGAUGAAUUCAGUGAUGUUGAUGAGCUCUACAGCACUUUGCCACUAGAUAAGGUGGAGUCUCUUGAAGAUCUGGUUACCGUCGUUCCACCUGCUCUUGUCAAGGGUGUCACUGUUCCCAGUGCGGUUUUGAGUGUGAAAACUUCCCUGGCCUCUCCACCUGCUCAAGCAUCGGUGGCUGUAACAUCUUUAGCACAGCAAGCUGCUAGUGUUCAGGAUCAGUCUGAUGAAGUAGCAUCACAGGACAGUAGCUCCGAAACAGUUGUUAGGACCCCACCUCCUAAAAGUAGUGCAGUUGCUACUUCUUCUCCGACAACGCCUGCUGGGAGUCAUGCAACCCAGGGUGCUGCUGCUGCUGCUGCUUUAUCUCCAACUAGUAUGUCAAAUGCAAUAAAAGAAGACGAUUUGACAAGUUUCCCAGCUCGAAAGCCUUCCCCUGCCCUUAGUGAAACUGCUUUAAGGGGUGUUAGUAGAGGUGCUCUAUCUAACCAACCCGUGGCUAGUAUUGCACUUGGUUCUACUGGUUCAGUUACUGGCAAUGGAGGUCUAGGAGCUAUUCCUUCUGCUUCUGAAGUUACAAAGAGAAAUAUCUUAGUUUCAGAGGAGAGGCUUGGAAGUAGCGGCAUGGGACAGCCUUUGGUAUCGCCUCUGUCUAACAGAAUGAUGAUGUCACAAGCAGCUAAGGCUACAGAUGGAAUUGGUGUUGCUGAUGGGGCAACUCUCGGUGAUGCUACGGUCAUGACUGGUAGAGUUUUCUCUCCUUCUGUUGGUCCUGGUAUGCAAUGGAGGCCUGGUAGUUCCUUUCAGAAUCAAAAUGAAGCGGGACAAUUCCGUGGAAGAACUGAAAUUGCACCUGACCAGAGGGAGAAGUUUUUGCAAAAAUUUCAGCAAGUACAGCAGCAAGGUCAGAGUAAUCUUCUUGGCGUACCUCCAUUUAGUGGUGGAAACCUUAAGCAGUUCUCGUCCCAGCAACAGAAUCCACUUUUGCCACAGUUCAACUCUCAAAGCUCCUCUGUCGCUCCUCAACUUGGACUGGGAGUUGGGGCCCAAGCAGUUGGUAUUAACAACAUUGCCUCAUCUGCAUCUUUGCAGCAACAACCAGAUGUAGGCCACUCAAAAGCUGAAGAGUUGCAGCAACAACAGAUUUUGCCUGAGGAUUCUUCUGCCGAUUCUUCUGUAAAUGCUGGGCUCGGGAAAAAUCUUUUGAAUGAGGAUGAUAUGAAGGCUUCAUAUGGAUUAGAUACCCCAGGAGGAGUCACUGGCUCUGUUGCUGAAGCAUCCCCUAGGCCAAGGGAUACAGAUCUAUCUCCUGGGCAACCUUUGCAAUCCAGUCAGUCAUCUGGAAGUCUUGGGGUUAUUGGUCGAAGGAGUGUUGCUGACCUUGGAGCAAUUGGUGAUAGCCUGAGUGCGUCCUCUGCAAAUUCUUCAGGAAUGCAUGACCAAUUAUAUAACUUGCAGAUGCUUGAAUCUGCCUUUCACAAACUUCCUCUGGCCAAAGAUUCCGAACGAGCAAAGAGCUAUACACCGAGGCACCCUGCAGUUACCCCUUCAAGCUAUCCCCAAGUACAGGCUCCCAUUGUCAAUAAUCCUGGCUUCUGGGAAAGACUUGGAGCUGAUAACUAUGGCACUGACACUCUGUUCUUUGCAUUUUACUACCAACAGAAUACUUAUCAGCAGUACCUGGCUGCUAAGGAGUUGAAGAAACAGUCUUGGAGGUAUCACAGAAAGUAUAACACAUGGUUUCAGCGGCAUGAGGAGCCAACUGUUGCCACUGAUGACUUUGAACAGGGAACAUAUGUCUACUUUGAUUUCCACAUUGCCAAUGAUGAACAACAUGGAUGGUGCCAGAGGAUCAAGCAGGAGUUCACAUUUGAGUACAAUUUUCUUGAAGAUGAGCUCAUUGUAUAGAAUUUGUUUAUACCUAUAACAUUUAUUUUUCUAUCUGCCCUAUUUUCUUUUGGCUGUCUAAAUUACAUGGUUUGUACUGUAGUUUUCAUCUUUCCAAGGCGUUUUUUCGUUUGAUGCUUUAGACGCCUUCAUUUAAAAGAACCAGCAGAGAUAUCAGGAUUCAAAUUUCAGUUAGUAUCAGAUUACACACCUCUCUUCAUGCUGUUAUAAAUUCGUUAGAAAAAUA